Sphaerodactylus townsendi is the source of this 1520-nucleotide messenger RNA. Its product is annotated as L-serine dehydratase/L-threonine deaminase-like. Gene Ontology annotation, molecular function: threonine deaminase activity; L-serine ammonia-lyase activity; pyridoxal phosphate binding. The record is from RefSeq and is a predicted model, not a curated record. Lineage: Eukaryota; Metazoa; Chordata; Lepidosauria; Squamata; Sphaerodactylidae. Bases 146 to 1132 code for a protein of 328 amino acids. The transcript is spliced from 8 exons. Gene Ontology annotation, biological process: L-threonine catabolic process; L-serine catabolic process.
GGAGUUCAGCAUCUUCAAAUGAGGCAGCGAUUCCAAAGAUCAGAUCCCCGCUGCCUCAGCACCAGCAAAGUCCUAGAGCGCCUCACAGCCCAGUUGGUCAGCCAGCCUCCUGCAGCCUCCAUUUGGACUUUUGGAGCCUUCCACUAUGACCCCUACCAAGAGCCUCCACAUCAACACUCCACUGAGAGAAAGCAUUCCCCUCUCCAAAGUGGCUGGUACCAAGGUCUACUUGAAGCUGGACAACACCCAGCCCACGGGCUCUUUUAAGAUACGGGGCAUCGGGCAUUUCUGCAAAACGUGGGCUGAACGGGGCUGCAAGCGUUUUGUGUGCUCCUCAGGGGGAAAUGCCGGCCUCGCAGCUGCUUAUGCGGCCAGAAUGCUGGGCAUCCCAGCUACCAUCUUCGUUCCUACAUCCACGCCAGCCUUCACCAUAGAUCGUCUGAAAGAUGAGGGGAGCACCGUGUGCAUUGUGGGAGAGAUGUUGGAUGAGAGCAUCGAACAAGCCAAGGAACUUGUGAAGAACAACCCCGGAUGGGUCUACGCACCCCCCUUUGAUGACCCUCUCAUCUGGGAAGGACACGCAUCUCUGGUCAAAGAGUUAAAGGAACAGAUGGAUUCCCCACCUGGAGCGCUGGCUCUCUCGGUCGGAGGAGGUGGGUUGCUGUGUGGCGUGGUCCGGGGUCUCCGAGAAGUAGGCUGGUCUGAUGUGCCCGUCAUUGCCUUGGAGACCAAAGGAGCCCACAGUCUAAAUGCUGCCGUGACAUCUGGGAAGCUGGUGACCCUUCCGGAAAUUACUAGCGUUGCUAAAAGCCUUGGGGCGAAGACCGUGGGGGCAGAGACUCUGAAGCUGGCUCAGGAGCACCCUGUCUUUUCAGAGGUCAUCACCGAUCAGCAGGCAGUAAUGGCCAUUGAGAAGUUUGUGGAUGAUGAGAAGUUCCUGGUGGAACCCGCCUGUGGCGCAGCCUUGACAUCUGUCUACAGUGGAGUGGCACAGAGGCUAAAAGCAGAAGGCAAGCUCCGCCCCAAGCCAGACUCCUUGGUGGUUAUUGUGUGUGGCGGGAACAACAUCACGCUGGCCCAGUUGCAGCGCCUGAAGGAGCAGUUGGGCAUUCAGAACAUCACAGCUGCUUAGACAGAGCAAGUUGUAACUGAAAGGCACUCCAUGUUACUAAAGUGGAGAGGGACACAAUUCAUGCGGAGUUUUGGCCACACUGGUGUUUUAGCUGUGGUGCACUUAUCUCCAAGCAUGAUGGGAAAAACAUGGGUGCAUUCAAACUCAUGUUAUCUUCAUCUCCCUCCAAGCUCUGUGACACCCACAGGUGGGAGAGUAGGAGCAAAACGGAGGGACACAGUAGCAUAUUCCCUGCUGCCUUGGGACAUGGUUGAAUCACCAGCAGGUAAGAAUCACUGGAUACCUGCUGCAGGUGUAUCUUAACUCAUCUAGUUGAGACCUGCAGCAGAUCUUUUGGGACGGCAGGAAGCCUUUUGGGCAAGAUUUAAGUUAGGAAUGUUAUUUAAAA